Messenger RNA from Rhodamnia argentea, 834 nucleotides. Its product is annotated as major strawberry allergen Fra a 1-3-like. Gene Ontology annotation, biological process: abscisic acid-activated signaling pathway; defense response. The transcript is spliced from 2 exons. Lineage: Eukaryota; Viridiplantae; Streptophyta; Magnoliopsida; Myrtales; Myrtaceae. The coding region runs from base 166 to 645 and encodes 159 amino acids. Gene Ontology annotation, molecular function: abscisic acid binding; protein phosphatase inhibitor activity; signaling receptor activity. The record is from RefSeq and is a predicted model, not a curated record. Gene Ontology annotation, cellular component: cytoplasm; nucleus.
UGAACUUUGAAUGAGGAUGGAGUUUUAAGCAAUGGACUUGCCUAUAAGUACCAAGUAGUUCUCCUCAUCAUCUUCAUCAGCUCAAGCCUUCUCCUCUACCAAUCAAACCAAACCCUUCCACCACCCUUCUUGAGGUCAGUUCUCUUUGUUUCUUGCCAGGCCAACAUGGGAGUCAUCACCUACUCGCUGGAGAUCACAAGCAGCAUUGCCCCAUCGAGGAUGUUCAAGGCUUUGGUCCUCGAGUCCCACAAUGUCCUACCCAGGGUUGUUCCCGAGGGCAUCAAGAACAUCGAGUUCAUCGAGGGAGAUGGUGGAGUUGGUAGCAUCAAGAAAACCAACUUUGCUGAAAGCUCCCACAUCAAGUACACAAAGCACAAGGUCGAGGCUCUUGAUGCGGGUAGCUUUUAUUGCAAAUAUACUAUGAUCGAAAGCGACAUCAAGUUCGACAAGAUCGACUUUGUCGUGGAAGAGGUAAAAUUUGUCGCAGCUGGCAGCGGAUGCGUCUGCAAGAUGAACAGCGAGUACCAUGUGAGGGAAGGUUGUGAGCUCAGGGAGGAGGAGAUCAAGAAGGGUAAAGACAAAGCUAUGGGAUUGUACAAGGCUGUCAAGGAGUACCUCGUGGCCAACCCCGAUGUAUGCGCCUAAAUGCUUCUUUUCCCAAUAUCCUUUCUGAGCGGUGAUAUAGUAAAGUGAGCGGAAAGUGUGUCUUGUAUCUUCUGUUUCCCGUUUGGCUCUGCCUCGGAGCUUUUGGGUGAGGAAAGGGUUUUAUGGUGUUAUUCCUAUGUCAUUAAGGAUUUGAUGGUUGUGCGUAAGCCAUGCAAAAAAUUAAUAAAU